Galeopterus variegatus (Sunda flying lemur) is the source of this 2067-nucleotide messenger RNA. RefSeq names its product ras homolog family member F (in filopodia) (gene RHOF). The record is from RefSeq and is a predicted model, not a curated record. Gene Ontology annotation, molecular function: GTPase activity; GTP binding. The coding region runs from base 21 to 662 and encodes 213 amino acids. Lineage: Eukaryota; Metazoa; Chordata; Mammalia; Dermoptera; Cynocephalidae. The transcript is spliced from 5 exons. Gene Ontology annotation, biological process: small GTPase-mediated signal transduction; cell migration.
AGUGCUGCUGGCUCCUAGCGAUGGACACCCCCGGGGUCCCCGCCCCUGCCGCCGCCCGGGGCCCGGGCCCGGGCAGGAAGGAGUUGAAGAUCGUAAUCGUGGGCGACGGCGGCUGCGGCAAGACUUCGCUGCUCAUGGUGUACAGCCAGGGCUCCUUCCCCGAGCACUACGCCCCAUCGGUGUUCGAGAAGUACACGGCUAGCGUGACGGUGGGCAGCAAGGAAGUGAUCCUGAACCUCUACGACACGGCCGGGCAAGAAGACUAUGACCGGCUGCGGCCCCUGUCCUACCAGAACACGCACCUCGUGCUCAUCUGCUAUGAUGUCAUGAACCCCACCAGCUACGACAACGUCCUUAUCAAGUGGUUCCCUGAGGUCACGCAUUUCUGCCGUGGGACCCCCAUGGUGCUCAUUGGCUGCAAGACAGACCUGAGGAAGGACAAGGAGCAGCUUCGGAAACUCCGGGCCGCCCAGCUGGAGCCCAUCACCUACACACAGGGACUGAGCGCCUGCGAACAGAUCCGUGCUGCCCUUUACCUGGAGUGUUCCGCCAAGUUCCGGGAGAAUGUGGAGGACGUCUUCCGAGAGGCCGCCAAGGUGGCCCUCAGUGCUCUGAAGAAAGCACAACGGCAGAAACAACGGCGGCUCUGCCUGCUGCUGUGACCCCAGGGCAGACGGCCCUCAUGACAGGACUGACAGGGCGGGUCCCCAGGCCCAGAUGGCCUCAUCCCCAACUCUCCAGCGCCUGCUGUCCAGGGCCUGUGGCUAGACUCUUAGAACAUUCUGGAAUUCUCCUUUCCCAGUGGGGCUGACUGCAGAUUCGCCUCCAGGCUCACACUGGAGUGCAGUGGUGAAUGAGGGUGCUGGAUUUGCUCCCCUCCGUACCCUGGAACCAGCAUUUAUCCCCAGGACUGAGAAUUUCCCUCUUCACAGCCUCCCCAGCCAUGUGUCCCCCCCCAGCACACCCAAUUUAUGCUUGAAAUUAAAAGCUACAUCUGGCCUGGGGGUAAAUGUGGACUUGGCAUUGUUCCACAGGGGUGCCUCCAAGCCUACUGCUCCUGUGUCACCGCCUCCCCGGACAUCCCAGAUAGGCAUGCUGCAUCCUCCAGCUCUUCCUUCCUCCCCCAGAAAGCCGGCAGCCACUGUGGGGCCAGGGCUAUCAGGAGAAUACAGACACCAGCCCCCACCAUCCGUCCUCCGGACUUCAGCCUCAGCCUUCAGCUUGGCCACCAUCUUUUCAGAGCUAGGCCCAUAUGCCCAAAGGGGAGAAGAAACGGGUUCUCAAAAGGCCAAAAGUAUAUCCUGGGCCACCCAUCCACCUCUGCUCAAGAUCUCACCUCCAAACCCUUCACCGCCAGAGGCUCAAGAUGGAAAGUGCCAUCAGCCCCCUGUGUGAUUCUGGGCAAGUCACUUGUCUCUCUAGACUGUUUUCCCCAUCUGCAGAAGGACAGGAUGGCCCCUGUAAAUAUUCAUCACGCUACUUACCUUCUGUCUCUCACAGCUUCUGCUUCUACCAAGAUGCAGAGUUCAGGAGCUGAGAUCAUCCUGGCCUCCUUCGAGAACUGCCAUGAUCGACCCUUUGCCCAUGUGGGAUGGUUUCUCAAAACUGGUCCACAGCAAGAUUCCUGAGCCCUGAACCUCUUUCUGAAGGUCUGGUGUCUGGGACAUUUUAAACAGGUGCCACAGGUGAUUUCUUAUGCACACCAGAGAUUGAGAGCUGCUUGGUUCUGGAGUGAGCCAAGAAGUUAGUGUUAUCUAAGGUGGGCUAAUAGCUUCAGGCAGCGCCUGUCCUCCCCAGUAUCUCCUGCUUCAGUUCCCCCUGCCCAGUGCUGAGGCCCUGCCCAUGCCUGAGCCUCUCAGAGGUCAGGGUGCCAGGGAAGGAGACUUCUAGAACCCACCCAGGUUCUCUAAGGCCUUACUCUGUCUUGGGGAGUCAACCAAGGACCUCUUGUUGGACACAAGGCCUCAUGGACAAAUGAUGGUCUACGGAAUAGGUCAGCAAACGACAGUCUGUGGGCCACAUCUGCCCACGUGUUCUCAUAAAUAAAGUUUUAUUGGAACACAGCUA